AGCAAGAUGAACAAAGAUGCUCAGAUGAGAGCAGCAAUUAACCAAAAGUUGAUAGAAACUGGAGAAAGAGAAUGCCUCAAAGAGUUGCUGAGAGCUAAAUUAAUUGAAUGUGGCUGGAAGGAUCAGUUGAAGUCACACUGCAAAGAAGUAAUUAAAGAAAAAGGACUAGAACACGUUACUGUUGAUGACUUGGUGGCUGAAAUCACACCAAAAGGCAGAGCCCUGGUACCUGACAGUGUAAAGGAGCUCCUACAAAGAAUAAGAACAUUCCUUGCUCAGCAUGCAGCCUUUAAGAUUGAAUUAGAUUGUUGUUUUGUGGUUUUAUUUCUGAAAGUAAAACUUGCCAUAAAUUAG
Messenger RNA from Eubalaena glacialis (North Atlantic right whale), 354 nucleotides. Its product is annotated as transcription and mRNA export factor ENY2-like. Gene Ontology annotation, cellular component: DUBm complex; SAGA complex; nuclear pore. The transcript has a single exon. The record is from RefSeq and is a predicted model, not a curated record. Gene Ontology annotation, molecular function: transcription coactivator activity; chromatin binding. Gene Ontology annotation, biological process: poly(A)+ mRNA export from nucleus; regulation of transcription by RNA polymerase II; positive regulation of DNA-templated transcription. Lineage: Eukaryota; Metazoa; Chordata; Mammalia; Artiodactyla; Balaenidae. The coding region runs from base 7 to 354 and encodes 115 amino acids.